AUGGAGGGUAUCAAGUCGUUUUGGAGCGAGCAUAUCAAUUUCCUGGUGCUUCAUUACUUUUACAUCAUAUCCUUGUGCUUUAUCUUUGCUGGUCUUUAUUACUGCCAACCUGGCACAGAUUGGGAUUUCAUUGACGCGCUAUACAUGAGCACUACGGGAGCUACCAAUACGGGUCUUAAUACGAUUGCCAUGUCUGAGCUCAGCCUAUAUCAGUAUUUGCUCAUGUUUUUCAGCUCUAUUUGCGGAUCACAUGUCAUUGUUUCAAUCAUCAUUGUGUUGGUGCGCAAGCAUUACUUCUCAAAGCGAUUUGAAGACGUGUUGGCGUAUAACCGAGAACUUCAAGAACGAGUUAAACAAAGGAAGCGAGAGGGGGUUACGAGAAAAAAGCCUCCUUUUUGGCGUAGCAAAUCCAUGUCGGAUUGCCGUGAAGCAAACUCGGGUCCUUUACAAAUCGUGUUGCGACGUUUUCGAACCGAGAAUAGCAAAGAUGACUCUGCAUUUGGUGAAGAGGAGAUUGCGCAAAGAAUGAAACAGCUGCAACAACAACAACAACAAUCAACCCCUUCUCUUGCAGCUGCUGCCCAUAGCCAGCCAACCGUGUCACCUCAACAGGAAGGUGCUCCUGGUGGUAUAGCGUUCAACCCCGACAUUGCAUAUCAACGUGAGCGUGCAAGACAAUUGAUGGAUGACACAAGAGAUGGAGGAAUCAAGGAUAAGGAUGAGGAUGAUCUUUUUACAGAGGACAUCAAUGAAAUUUUGAGAAAGCCAAUCGACAAGAGCCAAUUGACGCGUGAACAACGAUACAAGAUUGGUGGUUUAGAAUAUCGUGCCAUCGACUUUUUAUCCAAGAUGAUCCCCAUUUGGUACCUUUCAGUCAAUCUCAUCGGGUCGCUAGCAUUACGCAUCUACAUUGCAAGUUCAAAUUAUGCUCAGCAAGUGAUGGAGACAUCCAAUCCAACGCCUAUGGAUCCAUGGCUGUUUUCGUUUUUCGUUUGCAUCUCGUCUUUCGAUAAUUUGGGUUUAUCGGUGCUGGAUGCAAGUAUGGUGCCAUUUCUCAAUGCACCUGCUCCUCUUUUAAUAAGUGCUUUUAUGAUCCUUCUUGGGAAUACUGGUUACCCUAUUAGCCUACGUGCCGCUGUUUGGUGUAUGCACAAGCUCACUCCCAAUGAGCACACCCGAAAGACUUUGCGGUAUCUCCUUGAUCACCCACGUCGUUGUUAUACUAACAUGUUCCCUUCGACUCAAACAUGGUGGCUCGUAAUUGUGGUGGUGGUAUUCAACGUGGUGAUGACUGGGGUAUUCCUUGCAACCAACUUUUGGCUCCCUGUUCUUGAAGGUGUCUCAUGGCCAUCACGCGUUUUGGAUGGCUUCUUUCAAGGAGUAUCAACGCGCAAUGCUGGCUUUGUGGUUGUCAACCUUCUUGAAGUAAAUCCAGGCACACAAAUCUGCUAUAUCAUUUUCAUGUAUAUAAGCGUAUACCCAUUGGCGAUUUCUAUACGUAACAGCAAUGUCUAUCAGGAACGAGAGCUCGGCAUUUACAGCCAUACUCGCCAAGAUGAUGAAGAACAAGGUUUAGGUCCUUUCAAGCUACGCCGCAAACCAACAAUCUCCAGUGUCAUGACAACUUCUCGCAAGCUGAUAACUAAACGUCCUAGUUUCUAUGUUAUGCAACAAUUGCAGCGACAGCUUGCUCAAGAGAUCAUAUGGCUGGUUAUGGGCGUGUUCUUCAUUUGUGUGAUCGAAGCCGAAAGUAUCAUGUCACCUACUCCCAUUACAGCAUUGACAGUCCUUUAUGAGUGUGCUUCAGCUUUUGGAACAGCUGGAUCAUCCACGGGUUUCCCAGGUGUUAGCACAUCCCAAAGUGCACAAUACCACACGCUCAGCAAGCUUAUCCUUAUUGCACUUAUGGUUCGUGGUCGUCAUCGUGGCUUACCAUCUGCUAUCGAUCGUGCCGUUCAACUACCUUCCGAAGAGCUUGAUGAGAUGGAUAAUAAGGAACAACAAUUGAAACAGCAAUACCACGUUGACAUAACAUCCAGCCGUGAAUUGAGUACAUCCGAUCUAUCAAUGUCAACUUCUCGUUGGCAUAUACGAACUAGUAAUAGUCAUCGUUCAAUACUGUAA
Messenger RNA from Lichtheimia ornata, 2124 nucleotides. RefSeq lists its product as uncharacterized. Gene Ontology annotation, molecular function: high-affinity potassium ion transmembrane transporter activity. The record is from RefSeq and is a predicted model, not a curated record. Bases 1 to 2124 code for a protein of 707 amino acids. Gene Ontology annotation, biological process: intracellular potassium ion homeostasis; potassium ion import across plasma membrane. The transcript is spliced from 3 exons. Gene Ontology annotation, cellular component: plasma membrane. Lineage: Eukaryota; Fungi; Mucoromycota; Mucoromycetes; Mucorales; Lichtheimiaceae.